Messenger RNA from Closterium sp. NIES-67, 1815 nucleotides. Lineage: Eukaryota; Viridiplantae; Streptophyta; Zygnematophyceae; Desmidiales; Closteriaceae. The record is from the annotation of a GenBank genome assembly.
AUCCGACCAUCCACUUUGCCAUACGGUGCCCCAGUACUCUGCACACCGAAACCGGACGGAAGCCUGCGCAUGUGCAUCGACUACCGAGCUCUCAACAAGCAGACCAUCAAGAAUAAAUAUUCGAUACCGCGAAUCGAUGACCUGCUUGACCCGCUUCGGGGAGCUACGGUAUUUUCCAAACUGGAUCUGCGGUCCGGAUACUGGCAGAUACGGAUGGCGGACAACUCUAUCCACAAAACUGCUUUCCGAGCUCGGUAUGGAUCGUACGAGUAUUUGGUAAUGCCGUUUGGACUCACCAACGCACCGGCAACGUUCCAAGCCGAAAUGAACCACAUUCUACGACCACUUUUGGACGAGUGCGUGAUGGUGUACCUGGACGACAUCCUCAUCUACUCGCGCGACAUGAAGCAGCACGUCGAACACCUGCGACGCGUCUUCGAAAUUCUUCGACGAGAACGAUUCUACGUCAAACUGUCCAAGAGCGAAUUCACCCUUGAGAAGGUCCAGUUCCUGGGACACAUGGUCAGCACUCAAGGAGUUCACGUCGACCCCAAGAAAAUCGAAGCCGUACGUACGUGGAAGACACCCGAGAACGUGAAGGAGUUGCAGCAGUUCCUAGGCUUCGCUAAUUAUUACAACAGGUUCGUGCCACAGUAUGCGAAACUUGCAGCACCACACAUGAAUCUGCUGAAGAAGAACACGCCCUACAAAUGGGAGCCGAAGCACCAGGAAGCCGUGGAGCAGCUGAAACAAGCACUUACGUCCGCACCAGUACUCAUCUUGCCAGAUCCCGAACGCGACUACGUAAUCGAAGCUGACGCCAGCGACCAGGCAGUGGGAGCAGUCUCAAUGCAAGACCAGGGGAAUGGACUGCAACCAAUUGCCUACCUGAGCAAGAAACUGCACGGGGCAGAACUAAACUACCCGAUACACGACAAAGAGGCCCUUGCCAUCGUCAUCGCCUUCAAAGCGUGGAGAUGUUAUCUCGAAGGACGAAGAACAACCGUCUACACCGACCAUUGCAGCCUGAAAUACUUGAAGACACAACCCAACCUUUCCAGGCGGCAGGUCCGGUGGAUCGACUUCCUCGAGACACACUUCCACUACGACAUCGUGUACAAGCCCGUCCACAAAAACAAAGCAGACGCCCUCAGCCGGCCUACACACGUUGCCGCUAUUCAGAUCGAAGGGAUGAAUCCACUCCUCAAGGGACUCUUCACACACGGGUAUGCCAUCGACCCCGAAAUUCCCUUGGCAAAAAAGCGACAUCUGCUACGGUGGGAUAGUGACAUCGCGUACCGGAAAGGAUCAACAAAAAUCUGGGUACCCAAUUACCCUCCUUUGCGCCAGUUACUACUCGAAGAAUACCACGACGUCCUCUACGCCGGACACUUCGGUAGCAACAAGACGCUGACCGGUAUUGCGAAACACUACUACUGGCCCCACUUGGCAGAGGAUGUUCAGAAAUUUGUCACCUCGUGUGAUACAUGUUUGCGGAUGAAGAGCAGCAAGCAGAAAAAGGCGGGACUACUGCAGCCUCUUCCUGUCCCAGAACAGCCAUUGCAAGUGGUUAGCCUGGACUUCAUCACCGGGUUACCACCUAUCACUAGCGGUCAUGACGCAAUCCUUGUCGUCAUCGACAAGUUCUCCAAAAUGGGCCACUUCAUUCCGAAGCACACGACAGCACGCACCGAGGAGACAGCACAACUAUUCGUUCGAUACAUCAUCUCACAGCAUGGCAUUCCAACCACACUUAUCUCCAACCGAGACCUCAAGUUCACCAGCAAGUUCUAGAAGGAAAUCAUGUCUCUGCUC